Molecule: messenger RNA, 1101 nt
Organism: Archocentrus centrarchus (flier cichlid)
Lineage: Eukaryota; Metazoa; Chordata; Actinopteri; Cichliformes; Cichlidae
Exons: 5
Coding region: 289-1101 (270 amino acids)
Source: RefSeq, a predicted model, not a curated record
CGUUGCACAGCCCAGUCACAGUGUAGGGAUAGAUAUAGAAGUAGAAUUGCAUCAUGAUGAUGAUGAUGAUGGGAUGAGGAUGAGGUGCUGCAUCCUCUUACAGACUUAAAUAAGGUUGAUAGAGUUUUAGAGCACAGCCAAGCAGUACGCUUUGUAAGUGGCAGUGAAGACAAUGAGAGUGAAUUAAAAAAGAUCCGUGACUUCGUGUGCAAAGGCUGCAGACUUUACAAUGGAGGGUCGUGUAUUCGUUCGUUUGAGGAAGAAUUCAUCCUGGGUCUUCGCGUCAACAUGUCGUCACUUUCCGACUUUGAAAAGGAUCUUAUUCUUCUCGGAAAAAUAAGCUGCCACUUCCAGAACACAAAGUUGACCCAGUCGACGAAACAGAAAACUAAGACAGAACGUCAGCAUCAGAGGACGGAGCACUACGUUAAUGGAACUCGUGUUUGUCGGGAAGCUUUUAAAUUUCUUCACUGUAUCAGCCAAAACAAACUCACAGCACUUCUCAAGCAUUACAAGGAAUUUGGCUUGACUCCACGAGUAAAGAAGUCUGGAGGUCGUCGGCGGGCAGAAAAGAGGCUUCUCACUCAUGAGGACAUCUGUCUGCCACAAAGACCUCCUGAUGUAAAUCCUCCUGGUCUGGAUGCAGAACAGCAGGAUUACCUGUUCGAAAACAUUUGUGAACAUACGAAGGAUAUUUCUUGCCCAAAGCCGGCUACAGCAGCAGAGAGAAGAGACACCACUGACAUGACUGACAACACCAAUCAGGCACUGCUGCGCAGCCAAAGAAAAGGGAGAGAGCAUGAGAGGAACUCCAGUCUGGACCAGCAGGAUGCAGAACUUCCUCAGAUUAAAGAGGAAGAAGUCUGCAGCAGUCAGGACGGAGAGCAGCUUGUAGUGAAGCAGGAGACUGAUGACAUCAUCGUCUGGACCGGGGAAGAGAGGCUCAAACUGCUGGAUAACAUCUGGAAACCGGAAAUAAACUUACGCAGUGUAGGCCAGCAGGUCUGCAACCAGGAGAGGAAACUCAAGUAUGACCAGGAGGAUCCAGAACCUCCACAGAUUAAAGAGGAACAGGAGGAACCCGCACCGGUCAUAUACUGA